Molecule: messenger RNA, 2019 nt
Organism: Pieris brassicae (large cabbage white)
Lineage: Eukaryota; Metazoa; Arthropoda; Insecta; Lepidoptera; Pieridae
Gene: PIG-Q
Product: phosphatidylinositol N-acetylglucosaminyltransferase subunit Q
Exons: 7
Coding region: 464-1909 (481 amino acids)
Biological process (GO): GPI anchor biosynthetic process
Cellular component (GO): endoplasmic reticulum; membrane
Source: RefSeq, a predicted model, not a curated record
CGACUUGACUUCUGUAAAAUGUGAACGAAAAAACUAACUAUAUCGUAGAAGAAAUAUUUGACAUAAAUUUAAAUUUCAUGGUUUCUACAACUUUUGUUAAUAGUAACUCCCUCGUAAAGUCAGUAACUAUGACCACUUUAUUUGGUUACAUUAUAAGACAAGAUGUCAACAAUGUGCGCCAAGAUGUGCCUGUCGUCAGUGACCAGUAGUCAUUCGUCAGUCAUCACUGAUCACGCGUGAGAUGCGAGUAUUCAAUCUUCUCGAAUCCUUAUUUGAGAAUAUUUUAUAAAGAUAAUAAUUAAUAUGUCAAUAUAAAUUGUUUUCCAAAUACCUGAUAUGAAAUGUAACACUGAUUUAAUAUAUUUUAAACAGAAGAAUAUUUUAAGGCCUAGAGAAGGUUCAAUAAAUCAUUGAUACUCGUUUGAGGUUGUUGAAUUGUUUACAAACAUUGUUUCCUUCAAAAAUGGAAUAUUUUAAAGUUCUUAUUCCUAACUUGCCUCAGAAAGGCAAGGAAACAUUAUUAAAAGGUUAUAUUACCCAAGACGACAAGUGCCAUUCUAAUAUUUAUUUCACAGAGAGUUGUGAAUUGCAGCACAAUCUAGAUGAGAAAAUAUCAGUUGAUGAUGACACCACUAUCUUUGGCUAUUUCAGUAAUGAACCAUCACAAUUAAUUAACAAAAACAUUAAAAAUAAGAUUUGUUUAUAUGAUUCUGUUAAUCCUAGGGUCACUGAAUUAGUCUUAAAUGGUAAAGUAAUUAAAGAUUGCAAGUUUAUUUUUAUAUGUUAUGAUAUUAACAAAGUUGUUAAUUCAGAAACAUUAGAUAUAUCGUGCAAAGAACUUAUGUAUGUAAGAGAAUUAGUUGAUAAAAAAAGCAAUCAACCUCAAAAUAUUGCUGAGUAUGUACCUAAAUUUAAAAUACCAAAUAUGUUUUCUUCUUCAAUGUUUAUUCAACAUAUUUUUAACUGUAUUAAUUUAUUAAAUUGGUUAAUAAAUACAUUGAGAAAAAAGGAAAAAAUAUCAAUAAAACAAGGAAAUUAUAUUCUAGCAUUAGUAAUUGAUAUAAUUUUGGGUUAUUACAUCUUGGAAAUAUUAUUUUAUGAUAGGAAAGAAAUUGGUGUACUCUUACUUGGAAUUUUAGAGAAAUUGGUAAACUCUAUGUAUUCACUACUAAAAUGGCUAAUGGGAGCUCCAGCAGGCUUAAAGUUGAAUAAUGCAUUUAAUAAAAUGCUGGGUAAAUAUUUCUCAUACCAUGUAGAGUUAUGGUGGUUGUUUUUGGAUGUAUCAAGUGAACGAUUGGAUUUAAUAUUGCAUAUUUAUCAAUACUUGGGUUACUUUGGACUGACGUUCCAAGCUGCUAUUAUAUCAGAUAUGUUGUGUGUAACAACAUUUCAUUCAUAUUGCAUUUAUGUUUAUGCAGCAAGACUAUUCAACAUACAAAUAUCAGGCCUCACUGCUAUGCUUCGGUUAUUUGUUGGACGAAAGUACAAUCCAUUAAGAAAUUGCAUAGAUUCAUGUGAAUACACGAAUCAGGAGCUAUUUGUGGGAACCGUAGCAUUUACUAUAUUAUUACUAUUGCUACCUACAACGCUUAUGUACUACAUAGUUUUUACAAUGUUUCGCGUGCUAACAAUAUUAGCACAGUAUGUCUUGGCUAGACUGAUCCACUUCGUGCAAACACUACCGUUAUAUGUUAUUAUGUUAUGGAUAACACGCUCACCUAAAUUGGCAGGAGAAAUAUAUAUUGAAGAACAGGAGAGUAUCGAGUCGCAUUUGAUGCUAAAAAUUAAACUUUUUAAUAAACCGUUGAAAAAGCUCAUGAACUAUUUUAAGACUCCAGUUGAAAUACCGAAGGAUGUGGAAUGGACUAAUAUUAUAUCAAGCGUGUUUACGGGAAAGCAAAUUAUAUGAAUAUAAUAUAAAUGAGUUAUUUUAUUGGAGACAUUUUGAUUGAAUAAAAAAAAAUGUUAUUUCAAACUUGGUAUAAUUUCUCAAUCGACUUUGAUAAAUUUAGACAUAGU